AGCAGCUAACCGGGAAGUACCCACAGGCGGCUGCAGACACCGCCCAGCUUCCUGUCCGUGCAGGUAAACACAGCAGCUACACAACGGGAAGAAGAUGAAGCUGACCAGAGCUGGAUACAAGGAGGUGGUGAGGGUCGUUGAACAGAUGAGACCGACAAGACAAUGCAUGAAGAUGCUCAAGGAAAGAUUCCCAAAUCACUCGCAGUCCACUCUUCUGAGCAUCUUCUCCCUGGAGUACCAGAAACGAACCAAAAGAACAUUCUCAAGACAUCACGCCCCAGACAUCAUUGAAAACCACUACCAAAGGUAUCUAAGUGAAAGCAAGGCACAUCCCACUGCUCCUGUCCUGCUGGAGUUGGCCAAUGAGGUGGAUCUGUCUCCUGCACUGAUGGCUCGCAUCAUCCUGGACAGAUUCCUUCAGGACCUGGAGGGUGGACUGCCCUCUAAACCGGUCCUCAACAGUAUGCUGAAGGAGCCAUCGUUAAUCCCAGACCAAAUUUUGGCCAAGAACAUCUACCAGUGCACAAUAAAUGACUGCUGUUAUGGACCGCUGGUAGACUGCAUCAAACACGCCAUUGGCCAAGAGCAUGAAGUGCUGCUGCGGGACAAACUUAACGAGAGAAACCUUUCCUUUCUGGAUGAAAACCAACUGAGAGCUAUGGGCUAUGACAAAACACCUGAUAUCAUCCUGGAGGUUCCAAUCGCUGUGGAAGGACACAUUGUGCACUGGAUUGAGAGCAAAGCCUCAUUUGGAGACGACUACAGUCAUCGCACCUAUCUCAACGAGCAGUUCUGGAGCUACUGGAACAGGUUUGGUCCGGGCCUGGUGAUUUACUGGUACGGCUUCAUCGGAGAGCUGGACUGCCAGAGAGACCGAGGGAUCCUGCUCAAAGACUGCUUCCCUACAGACAUCGCCACCCUGUGCCCGGCCGCCCAGCAGGACCAGCCGCCGCAAGAGCCAGAAUAAGGACAAAGAGUGAGAAAAGAUGAGAAGUGGAGCAAAAAAAAAAAAAAAACACCCAAACAAGUCGAGAUGGGAGGAUGAAUGGAAGGAAAGAAAGAGGAAGACAAGGAGGCGUGGAGGGUUGGAACACUGGGUGGAUACCGAGAUCCAGAAGCAGUUUGGUUUUUCCUGCAGUGUGAAACUGCCCUGAACUCCUCCUGACCCUCUGUCUCCGUCUGUCUCUCCCUUUCUUCCUCUCGUUCAAUGCCCCAAAGCUACCACAUGUAAAUACACACCAGCACUCUGUGUAUAUCUGACAGCUCCGGGUCAGAUUCAUACCUGUGUGCGAAACACACUAUCUUGGCUGCUUUCCUGGUUAGCGGUCGGCUCCCGGCCCCUGGAUGGCCCCGUGCGAUGGACAGCCAGGGUGAGAGCCGGGGCCAGAGCAGGACAUCGGGCCCUUCCUUAUCACACCCAGAGCCCUGGCCUUUGUCACUCUUUCCUCCUCUGUUACAUUUGCGCAGAUAAGCGAGGUGCGGUCGGCGUGGACGCCUGUCUCUCACCUGCGUCACUCGGUGCCCUCUCACUCCCUCUCCGGGGGGGUAAACAGGAUCAUUUCUGAUUAAAGCUGACCUCAUUGUGACCCGUUUCACUUCACGUUAGAGAAUCUUCCGAGGGCUCACAUCACGACUUAAAUCAAUCACAACAAUCAAAACACGGUAGCAGUGUAUUUCGGGGUGGAUUCAACUUAGAACUUUCUCAACUUUUACAUUUCUAUAGAUUACUUAACUCUGAAUCUUAAUUUGUUGUAUUGGUUUUCACACAGAAACUCAUGUGGCAACUUUUCUCCUUUGCUUUUUUUUGCAUUGUAUUAAAAUGAGGAAAAACUCAGUCUCUGCUGCAGUUAACUAUUUUUCUAAUCAUUGUCAUUAAGCAACAAAAAAAUAAGGUAACCG
Limanda limanda (common dab) is the source of this 1899-nucleotide messenger RNA. RefSeq names its product CDAN1 interacting nuclease 1 (gene cdin1). The coding region runs from base 95 to 967 and encodes 290 amino acids. NCBI's taxonomy places the organism in Eukaryota, Metazoa, Chordata, Actinopteri, Pleuronectiformes, Pleuronectidae. Gene Ontology annotation, cellular component: nucleus; cytoplasm. The transcript is spliced from 12 exons. The record is from RefSeq and is a predicted model, not a curated record. Gene Ontology annotation, biological process: erythrocyte differentiation.